Messenger RNA from Dermacentor silvarum, 1551 nucleotides. RefSeq lists its product as uncharacterized. Lineage: Eukaryota; Metazoa; Arthropoda; Arachnida; Ixodida; Ixodidae. Bases 196 to 1551 code for a protein of 451 amino acids. The record is from RefSeq and is a predicted model, not a curated record. The transcript has 7 exons.
AAGCAGCAAGCUCGCGCCUGUGGUGCCCGUGGCGCGUGCUCUGCGGUUGGCGUUGGCCUGUUCACCGGUGUCCGCAGGAAAACUGAUCCAGGAUUGAAGGCCCUGCCUUUGCGUUGCUUGCGCCAGAGUAAAGGCAGGGCUGCUGUCAUCAAGGUGCAACAACCGUAGAGCACCUCGCCGAGCGCUCGCUGUAUCAUGAGCAGCAAUCAAGAUCCCACAGACACCGACGAACCUGCCGUGGACGAUCAGCUGCAGCCAUUGCCAGUUGUUCUCGAGUCCAAGCACGGCGAUUCUGGCGACAGCCAACCGACAGGGCAGCAGGGCGACAGCGGGGCGGCAGGCGAGCCUAGAGCGUCGCCUUCGACGUCAGCAGCUACUUGUGCACCUGGAGGAGGCUCCGACGAGUUCGAAGGCAUUGAUGCGUCUAAGUCCUCCGGCUUGGAGCCCGGCACUGCCGAGGUGUCGACGCAGACCGACAAGACGCCUGUGUUCAUGCACCGUGCAAAUUGCACUUGUCGAGGAGGCAGAGGAUCGGAGCAGGAACUCGGUUCAAGCAAAGAAAUGAGCGGUGCCCGCAUGCGCGCUUCAGCAGGAGGUCGCGCCACCAGUGGGAGCUCUACAAACUACUACUACCAGACCCGCGGCACUCCGCACGUAUGCGGCAAUGGGGUCGAAACGCAUUCUGGAGGUGAAGGACGACAUUCGAGAGAACGUAGAUGGGGAUUGACCGGUUCGCAGUCGUUCCCCGGUGACCUUGAGGAAAGCCCACGCCGGUCGAUAGCUGAGCGCAAGCUCAGUGUGGAGGAAUCGCUGACCGAAGCACGAGAAGUCUUGCAAGAAAUUCUGCACGAAAUUCUGAACGAGGCACAAAAGCUUGCGCCAACCUCGUCCUUGAGCGGCAUCGUCCUUGAAGAAAAGUUGCCGGGGAGGUCCUUGCACUUUUCGCCAGCUUCUCAUGCGCGUUCAACUUUCUUGCAAUUCGAGCUAACUGGGGACUUGCGAUCGGCGGUGGACCCCAUCCUGGACACUCUUGAGGACUUGGAGGACGAAAGUCUUGAUCCUCGCGGCGACGUUCGGCAUUACAUCGUCGGGGACGAACUCUGUGCAGUCUACAAGCGCAUCGAGGCGCACUGGGGGGAGACCUGCGAGCAGAUCUGCCGGGACAUGAACUGCAGGUACGCGCAGUUCGUGGCUGACUGCCGGAACUGCCUCAAGGCUGAGGCGGCCGAAUCCGAGCGCAAGCAACUGCGUCGUGACAUGACCGAGGCUCGAUGCCACCUCAUCUCUCAGAUGGAGGACGACUUCCGUGACGCCUGCGACGGCUUCAACGAUUGGCGCGCGCGCUAUCUGCAGCACGAGCUCCGGCGCUCGUACGUGGCGUUGCACGACGGCGACCACUUCUCGGUGCUGGCGUCGCUGCUGCGCUACGAGAUCCUGGAGUGCUUGCCGGACCUCGAGAGGCGCACGGAGGAACGCGCUGCCGAGUUGUGGAAAGAGCUGGUCGACCACCGUUGGCGCGACGUCGACGGCUUCUUCGACGACACCGUUUAG